Molecule: messenger RNA, 1131 nt
Organism: Talaromyces stipitatus ATCC 10500
Lineage: Eukaryota; Fungi; Ascomycota; Eurotiomycetes; Eurotiales; Trichocomaceae
Exons: 3
Coding region: 88-855 (255 amino acids)
Biological process (GO): positive regulation of transcription by RNA polymerase II
Molecular function (GO): sequence-specific DNA binding; zinc ion binding; DNA-binding transcription factor activity, RNA polymerase II-specific
Source: RefSeq, a predicted model, not a curated record
GCUUCCAUCUGCGGAAACAUGCAAGAGUCUUAAACUAUAAAUGCGCCAGACUGAUCCUGAGUACGGAUAACAAUCAACCCAACAAAGAUGGAGAAGCCUCCACGGACUCAGACAUGCGACUUGCAAGUUACUGGGGUUGCAAGAGCCUCCCAUCAUGCAGACGAAAACAACUCCUCUUCGCAAGGCCAAGAAUCUUUGGAGAUGAAGAAAAUUCAAAUGAGCUUUGCGAAAAUUACACUCAUGAUAAGAGAGAUUGGAGCCACAAUGAGUACUAUGGGAGACAAAAUCAAAGGGAUGGAAGACAAAAUCAAAGAAAUGAAAGAACAACAUAAUGCUCAAAUUCUAUUAUACAGAACGCAUGGAACUACAGCGAUAUAUGCAUUAAUCCAGCAAAUGAUGGAACAACGAAGCCGUCUUGCUGAACUUGAGCAAUCAAAUGCAACAGAAUGGUCUUUGCAUCCGGACGUACUACCGACCGAACCAUAUCUCCCGAAUUCCAGCAGCUAUCAAGCGCAGGUGCAGACGCAGUCACCAUAUAAAGAAGUGGAUGGAGCUCUACCUCAGACUAGUUCAUACUCUGAUCACAUUGAGGGCGGACGGGCCUGCGGCCGAUGCCGAAUAAGAAAGAUAAGAUGUGACAAAAGUCGUCCAAAGUGCGUCAAUUGUCACAAUGAUGCCCAUGCUUGCUUCUACGAGGGAAGAAAGAGACGCCAAAAAGUAACCCAGACAUCCUGUGACCGAUGUCUCAUAAGCAAAGAAAGAUGUGACGGAGCCCGUCCAACCUGUGCCAGUUGCGACAAGAGUAAAAACCCUUGCUUCUAUCUAAAACUGCGUGAGAAUAAAUUGAAGAUCUAAUGGACGAUAGCCCUUCGAGUGCGAGUGCGAACGAAGCACUACGGAGGCUAAUGAUACGCAAGAUUCGAUUACUAAGUGCAUCGGCCUCAAGGUUUAAUAACGACUUCCCUUUCUCAAUUUUGUCAGGUGUCUUGUUAUUGGCAACCUAUUCAGUCCUCAACUCUUAUUCAUUUAAUUUUCCGCUAUAUCGAGCCAGAAGCAAUCAUAUUAUUGUUUUAGGAAGCAUUGCUUGUCAUAAUUGUUCUAACCAUCUCAAACAAUCAUCUCUGUCAUCGG